ACCGUUCAACUCUACUGAGUCUGCGCAGAAGUGUUUGUGUGUAGCUAGCUACGUAAAUAUGGCUGUCGGAAAGUGAAACGCAAAUGACAAUAAACCCGCCUGAUCCGAAAACCACGUCUACAGGGGACCGAAAGGACACAUAAGUUAUAAACCAACAUGUCUCGGCACAGAAAUGUCCGAGGCUGCAACUACGAUGAAGGCAAGCUGUACUCAUGUCUGGACCAGAUGCGUGAGGUGCUGGGUGACACAGUGCCAGAGUCUGUCCUUACCCAGGUUGCCUUGCAGUGCGCCUUCAACCCCGAGAGAGCCCUGGACACCAUCCUAUCAGACGAGAGCACCGGUGCUCCGCCCCGAUCCGCUAAGACCCAUCAGGAUGCACCACUGCCCCAGGGAGCCAAUAAGGAAGGACCACUGCCGCAGAGAGCGAAUAAGGACAUGGCAGCUGCACCAAGAUCCAAUCAGGAGGCAUCAGCCACCCCACAACCAAAGAAAGGAGCCUGCCUAUCCAACUCUGACACUGUACUCACACCAACACACACACCAGCUCUAUGUCCACCUACCUAUCCUCUGAACCUCAGUGACCUAGCGCGGCCUGUGAAAGGUCGUUGUCAUGACACUCACAACCUCUCCACUUCCACUCUGAAUUUCGCGGCGGGUUCCGCAAGGCCCUUGGCGACGGUUGCCGAGGCGGGGAGCAGCAGCAGCCUGGCCCAGUUGAUGUCUGAGCAUGUUCAGAAGAGUCAGAGGGCGGGACUCCCCUCACUGUCCUCAUCUACUCUGGCUGUUCUUUCUGGCCUCUCAUUGGGCACUCUAGCGUUGUUAAACUCCAACUCCGCCCCCAGUGCUACAAGUCCCUCCAACCACCUUGCCUCCUCUUUGGGUAGCUUGUCCUUAGGUAACCCCAAACUGACAGCUCCGGGCGCCAAUAUGGCCCCUCCCUCCUUCGGCAGCCUGAGCUCCGUCCUCCAGAGCAGCCGACCAAUGGAGAUAGCGACUGGGGGAGGGGCUAAGGGGGCGGAUCCCAAAGGAAGCCCGUCAUUGGCUGAGCUGAUCCAGGAACAUUCCAACAGCAGCCCCACCCUCUACAGAACACUCCCCGGUCUCCACGGGAACAGCUCAAUCCCCAUUGCCCACGGCAACACAGCUCAGACCGCCGCCGGACCAGCACCAGCUCUCACACGCUCCCUGUCCCAGCUCCCACAACCCCCAGGAACUCUGAACACACACUGUUCCCCCCAGACCCAGAUCACAACAACACCAGAACCCCACGUGUCUCUGUUGGCCUCUCACCGUCAGCCAGUAAGCACGGUGCCAGCAGCAGACCCAGACAGACAGGUAGUACCACCUCCUGGCCUACUGGGGGAGCUCUCUCCACUAGCCUCUCAGCAACACAACAGAACUUCCUCCGACACCCCACCAUCACUCUCCCUCGCCGCGCUCCUGUCACCAGGGAAACCACAGCCAAGAAGUAUCCAAGAGGGUGGAGUCAGAGACAAACCCCGCCCCCUUUUGUCACCCACUCCCCUGAGUCUCCGCCCACCAUGGGGUGAUCAGAGUGUUGAUCUAAGCGCGCUCAUGGCCCAGUCGUCCCACGGUGGAGUGUUGUUCGCAUGUCGCCAUGACAAAGGCCUCUCCUCGCCGUCCGCGGUCGCCUGGAGGUCAGACCACCACCGCCACGGUUCCUCUGUGUUCGCUCGACCGUCCGUCUUCGCCCUGACCCUGUCGGUGCGUGCGCCCAGCCGGGGGAAGAGGAGGAGGAUGAUGAUGGAGGCUGUGGGAGAUCUGAGGUUAGAGGUCGGAGGAGGGGGUCACCCGGCGUUUCUGUACGGAACACAGACCCAGCUGGUCAAAGCUAAAGAACAGACGCCCCUCUUACCCAUAACCCCUUUCACCUUCGACACGCCCUCCCCCGACGACGUCGUACGAGCCAAUCAGAAGAAGGCCUUCACCCGCGAGUAAAGGUCACUAAGGAAGUGGACUGACUGUUGCUAGGCCACGCCCCCAAAUGGCACCCUACAUUACUUUGGUCUCUGGUUUUUAAAGUAGUGCACUGUUCAGGGAAUAGGGUGUCGUUUGAGGCGUAACCAAGGUGAUUAAA
This is a messenger RNA of Oncorhynchus kisutch (coho salmon), 2098 nucleotides long. Its product is annotated as mucin-1. The record is from RefSeq and is a predicted model, not a curated record. Bases 157 to 1959 code for a protein of 600 amino acids. NCBI's taxonomy places the organism in Eukaryota, Metazoa, Chordata, Actinopteri, Salmoniformes, Salmonidae. The transcript has 3 exons.